AUGUCAGUGGUUUUAGUCUCUUCUUCUACUUCUGCGACAAUCACCAAAUCCCAGUCCAGAAAGAUUCCUUUUUUAUCUCCCACCAAUUCCGCGAAAUUCCCGUCCAAAGUAUCGAUUUCUCCUCAAAAACCGAAACUUCUCAAAAGCCCACUUCGCGUGGCGGCGCCGCCGUCUAUACCCAUUUCAGAUCCGGCGGAGGAGAGCCGGAUCGAAGAAGAUUACGGCGGAGAGAAGGAAGAGGAAGGGUCUGAGUUUAAGUGGAGAGAUCACUGGUAUCCAGUUUCUUUGGUUGAAGAUUUGGAUCCGAAUUCUCCAACCCCGUUUCAGCUCCUGGGUCGAGACCUUGUCCUCUGGUUCGAUCGGAACGAUCAGAAAUGGGCCGCCUUUGAUGAUCUCUGCCCUCACCGUCUUGCUCCUUUAUCUGAAGGAAGGCUAGACGAGAAUGGACACUUGCAAUGUUCAUAUCAUGGAUGGUCUUUUGCCGGGUGCGGAUCUUGCACUAAGAUUCCACAAGCUUCAACGUCAGGUCCUGAAGCUCGCGCUGUGAAAUCCCCGAGAGCUUGCGCUAUUAAGUUCCCAACAAUGGUGUCUCAAGGUCUUCUCUUUGUGUGGCCUGAUGAAAAUGGAUGGGACAGAGCAAAUUCAGUUGAACCCCCUAGGUUGCCCGAUGAUUUUGAUAAACCAGAGUUCUCAACAGUGACGAUUCAAAGAGAUCUUUUCUAUGGAUAUGAUACUCUCAUGGAAAAUGUAUCUGAUCCUUCUCAUAUCAAUUUUGCUCAUCACAAGGUUACAGGAAGAAGAGACAGAGCUAAACCAUUGCCGUUCAAGGUGGAGUCAAGCGGUCCUUGGGGUUUCCAAGGUGAGAAUGACGACAAUCCAAAGAUAACCGCGAAAUUCGUUGCUCCGUGCUAUUCUCUUAACAAAAUUGAGAUAGAUGCGAAGUUACCAAUCGUCGGUAACCAAAAGUGGGUGAUAUGGAUCUGCUCGUUCAAUAUACCAAUGGCUCCAGGAAAGACCCGUUCCAUUGUUUGCAGCGCACGUAACUUCUUCCAGUUCUCUGUACCAGGACCUGCUUGGUGGCAGGUUGUUCCGAGAUGGUAUGAACAUUGGACUUCGAACUUAGUUUAUGACGGAGACAUGAUUGUACUUCAGGGACAAGAGAAAGUAUUCCUCUCUAAAUCAAUGGAGUCACCGGACUACGACGUGAACAAACAGUACACUAAGCUCACAUUCACUCCAACGCAAGCAGACCGUUUUGUUCUUGCUUUCAGAAGCUGGCUCAGACGCCAUGGCAAGAGCCAGCCUGAGUGGUUUGGCUCUGUAGCUAACCAACCUCUUCCUUCUACUGUCUUAACCAAGCGUGAGAUGCUAGAUAGAUUUGAGCAGCAUACACAAGUUUGUUCCUCCUGCAAAGGAGCUUACAAGGGUUUCCAAAUCAUCAAGAAAUUUCUCGUUGGGACGACGGUUUUCUUCGCGGCCACGGCCGGUGUUCCUUCUGAUGUUCAGAUUCGGAUGGUUCUGGCUGGUUUAGCUUUGAUUUCAGCUGCUUCUGCAUAUGCUUUACAUGAUAAAGAGAAGAACUUUGUGUUCAGAGAUUAUGUCCACUCUGAAAUCGAAUAG
Microthlaspi erraticum is the source of this 1620-nucleotide messenger RNA. NCBI's taxonomy places the organism in Eukaryota, Viridiplantae, Streptophyta, Magnoliopsida, Brassicales, Brassicaceae. The record is from the annotation of a GenBank genome assembly.